UGUAGGUCACACUAUACAGACAGAUAUACACUAGAUGUCUCUUUUCUAAUUUUAUCAAAUUCAGUGUAUGACUAAAACAACGCAUCAUAUUAUUUGACCAUCAUUAAGAAAUAAAAAAAAAAAACGAAACGUACUUGAAGAAUUUCGUUGUUGUGACUUUUGUUUCAUCUGAAUCAUUUUCAUACUGAUAGUUUUUCUAAUUUUUGGUAUAUAAACCUAAGUUCGAUCGACGGAAAGACAGAGUUUAACUCACUUCUCAACAAGAAAGAACAAAUCAAAUACAAAAUGCGUGCCUUUGUUGUAAUGUGCUUCGUAGCUGUGGCUUGCGCCGACAAAUUGGGUUACAAUUACCAACCCGUUGGUCACUCUGACAGUGGUCUUUCAUUUACACCCGGCUCUGGAUCCCUUGGUGGUGUCGGUGGUGGCAGCCUCGGCGGUGGCAGCUUCGGUGGUCUUGGUGGUGGUAGCCUAGGCGGUGGCAGCCUUGGUGGCGGUUUCGGCAGUGGCAGCUUCGGUGGUCUUGGUGGUGGCAGUCUCGGUGGUGGCAGCCUCGGUGGUGGCAGCCUCGGUGGUGGCAGUCUCGGUGGCCUUAGUGGCGGCAGCCUCGGUGGUGGCAGUCUCGGUGGUCUCAGUGGUGGCAGCCUUGGUGGUGUCGGUGGUGGCAAUGAUGGUGUCUCUUAUGAAGCUCCUUCAUACACUGCUCCCGCUGAAUUGGAAAAGGAAUUCUACACUUUCUCUGCUCCCGAAGGUGAAUUCGAUGAUGCCAACGCCGCUCAAAAGAUUGCCGGUAGCGUGAAACAAGGUCUCCGCGUUAUCUUCAUCAAGGGCCCCGAAAACAAGGGUCUUGAAAAUGCUGCCCUCGCUUUGGCCAAACAAGCUGCCGAACAAAAGACUGCCAUCUAUGUCCUCAACAAACAAGCCGAUAUUGGAGAUUUGGCCAACAAACUCAAUGCCAUCAACAAGAACAGCAACAACAAACCCGAAGUACACUUUGUCAAAUACCGCACUCCUGAAGAUGCUGCCAACGCCCAAAAGGCCAUCCAAGGCCAAUACGAUUCUUUGGGAGGUACUUCUCAAUCUCACAACGGUGGUGUUGCUCCCGUUCUUAACUUCGCUUCUCAAGCUCCCGUCCACUCUGCCCCUGCUCAUGCUCCCGCUAACGCUUACUUGCCCUCAUCAGUCUUCCGUAACUAAGAUUGAUUUAGUUUGAUUGAUAAGUGUUUUAUUAUUUUAAGUAAUUUUAAACACGACUGAUUUGUUAAAUUAUGUUUUGUUGACUACUGAGUAAUCGAUUUCGAAUAAAAAUUAUUGUUAAACAUUUUAUUUAAAAAAAA
Molecule: messenger RNA, 1334 nt
Organism: Lucilia sericata (common green bottle fly)
Lineage: Eukaryota; Metazoa; Arthropoda; Insecta; Diptera; Calliphoridae
Product: pupal cuticle protein 36a-like
Exons: 2
Coding region: 286-1194 (302 amino acids)
Source: RefSeq, a predicted model, not a curated record